AUGUUUGUGUUGAUUUGGCUGGUGAGUUGUGUCUCUCGAUUGCAUCGCUCACCCACUCUUCUUCAUCUUCGCCAUAGUCGAAUCACUCACUCUCUCAAAAGCAAUCAGAUGGCUUCAACAUUCCUUUCCCUCCCAUCAGUUUCUCCAUCAGCUGCCCAGUCUGUGCAAGACAAAUGCAAGGACAAAAUGAAGUCUGGAAAUGCUUUCAAAAGUGCUUUCUUUGGGAAAGACAAACAACCUCUCUCCAUGAAAACAAAGUCUCAUGGGCGUAUUACAAUGGCUGUUGCCGUUAAAGCUUCACGCUUUGAUAGCAUAACAAUGGCUCCCCCAGAUCCAAUUCUUGGAGUUUCUGAAGCAUUCAAAGCUGACACAAAUGAGUUGAAACUUAAUCUUGGUGUUGGAGCAUAUCGUACAGAAGAACUUCAACCCUAUGUUCUUAAAGUUGUUAGAAAGGCUGAGAAUCUUAUGCUGGAAAGGGGAGAAAACAAGGAGUAUCUUCCUAUUGAAGGAUUGGCUGCAUUCAACAAAGCAACAGCUGAGUUGUUGUUUGGAGCAGAUAAUCCAGUUCUUCAUGAACAAAGAGUUGCCACUAUACAAGGUCUCUCAGGCACUGGCUCUCUUAGAAUUGCUGCAGCAUUAAUUGAGCGAUACUUUCCCGGAGCAAAAAUUCUAAUAUCAUCUCCAACUUGGGGUAAUCACAAGAAUAUUUUCAACGAUGCUCGGGUCCCAUGGUCAGAGUACCGAUACUACGAUCCAAAAACAGUUGGUCUAGAUUUUGAUGGAAUGAUUGAGGACAUAAAGGCAGCUCCGGAAGGGUCUUUUGUGCUUCUUCAUGGCUGUGCUCACAACCCAACAGGCAUCGAUCCAACUCCUCAACAAUGGGAGAAAAUUGCUGAUGUCAUUCAAGAAAAAAACCAUUUUCCAUUUUUCGAUGUUGCUUAUCAGGGAUUCGCUAGUGGAAGCCUUGAUGAAGACGCUUCUUCUGUGCGAUUAUUUGCAGCUCGUGGAAUGGAGCUUUUAGUUGCACAAUCAUACAGUAAAAAUCUCGGUCUUUAUGCCGAAAGAGUUGGGGCUAUAAAUGUCCUUUGCUCAUCACCCGAUGCAGCUAUAAGGGUGAAGAGCCAGAUGAAGAGAAUCGCGAGGCCAAUGUACUCAAAUCCACCUGUACAUGGGGCCCGCAUUGUGGCGAAUGUUGUUGGAAAUCCUGAUUUUUUCAACGAAUGGAAAGAUGAAAUGGAAAUGAUGGCUGGAAGGAUUAAGAGUGUGAGACAAAAGCUAUACAAUAAUCUCUCUUCGAAGGACAAAACUGGAAAAGAUUGGUCGUUUGUUCUUAAGCAAAUUGGGAUGUUUUCUUUUACUGGUCUUAAUAAAGCACAGAGUGAUAAUAUGACGGAUAAAUGGCAUAUUUAUAUGACGAAAGAUGGAAGAAUAUCAUUGGCUGGUUUAUCUGCUGCAAAGUGUGAGUAUCUUGCGGAUGCUAUUAUUGAUUCGUAUCAUAAUGUGAGUUAGAAAAUGGUGAGUAUAAAGCUUGGGAGCAUUUAUUAAUAAUUAGAGGGAGGUGAGGGUUGUUUUUGUAAUUUUGCAGAAAUGUUGUAAUAAUGUUUUGACUUUGUAUUGUGAGAAGACGUUUUGAAGUUAUAUAUGCAAGUCAUGUUUCUUCCCUUGGGGUUAGGGAAGGCAUGUGUUGGACCUUAUCGAAC
Lactuca virosa is the source of this 1700-nucleotide messenger RNA. The record is from the annotation of a GenBank genome assembly. Lineage: Eukaryota; Viridiplantae; Streptophyta; Magnoliopsida; Asterales; Asteraceae.